Messenger RNA from Larimichthys crocea (large yellow croaker), 3200 nucleotides. RefSeq names its product autophagy related 4C, cysteine peptidase (gene atg4c). Gene Ontology annotation, molecular function: protein-phosphatidylethanolamide deconjugating activity; cysteine-type endopeptidase activity. Lineage: Eukaryota; Metazoa; Chordata; Actinopteri; Sciaenidae. Gene Ontology annotation, cellular component: cytoplasm. Gene Ontology annotation, biological process: piecemeal microautophagy of the nucleus; aggrephagy; protein delipidation. The record is from RefSeq and is a predicted model, not a curated record. The coding region runs from base 245 to 1693 and encodes 482 amino acids. The transcript has 11 exons.
UCACGUGAUUUGACUUUUCUACUUCCUCCAUGUAAACAUAGGCGACCGCAGCGGAACGUUAAGUUACAUAGCUGACCUAGUCAUGGGCGACACGCCGUUUUAAAUGAUCUGCUUAACACAAUGUGACGAGUCAACGUUUGUAGGGAGCUUCACAUCGACUGUGAGUGGAAAAAACACCUGUACCGAAGAGGCUGUGAGAGUUUAAAGGCUGUGUGGGAAUGGGUUCCAUCCCUGUCUGGUCCAAAUGGAGAAUAAAGGGAGCGACGAGGUGGAAAAAUUGAAGACAAAGUUCUUGUCAGUGUGGCACAAUGUGAAGUACAGUUGGGCUCUAAAAUUAAAGACCUCAUUCAGUAGAAAUUCACCUGUGCUCCUCCUCGGAAAAUGUUACCAUUUUAAGGCUGAAGAUGACGACAGUCCAACAGAAGCCUGCUAUGAGCCCUCUGAAGAGGACUUCGUCAUGGGGAAUGUGGAGGCUUUCCGCAAGGAUUUUACAUCCAGAGUGUGGUUCACCUACAGGGAGGAGAUCCCUCCCCUGCCCGGCUCCACCCUGACCUCCGACUGCGGCUGGGGCUGCAUGCUGAGGGCAGGGCAGAUGAUGCUGGCUCAGGCACUUAUUCUGCAUUUCUUGGGCAGAGACUGGACCUGGUCGAAGGCGCUGGCACUCCAGCCUUUAGACACAGAGACGUGGACUACCACUGCAGCCAAGCGUCUGGUGGCCUCUCUGGAGUCUUCCCUGCAAAGUUCCCCCGGGCCCUCCGAUCACGAAUCACCACCCGUGCAACAAGCCCAGGCUUCGGCGUCUGCAGAGGAGGCUGAUGAACAUUUGAAAGAGAUGUACCACCGCACUCUGGUAUCCUGGUUUGGGGACAGCCCCUCGGCUCAAUUAGGCCUCCACAGACUGGUCCGCUUGGGCCUGACAAUGGGGAAACAGGCAGGGGACUGGUAUGGGCCUGCUGUGGUGGCACACAUCCUCAAGAAAGCUGUCGAGGAAGCGAUGGACCCUAGCUUGGCGGGUAUAACCGCUUAUGUCUCCCAGGACUGCACAGUGUACAGUGCUGAUGUCAUCGAUAGCCACAGGGCACCGAAACCAGGGCAGGCCUCUCCUGAGAGGUCAGAUGCCCCUCCAACCCCACAGAACAACCAACCAGCACCUGCCUCCACCCUGUCAGACAGCCGAGCUGUCAUCAUCCUUAUCCCUGUACGGCUGGGAGGGGAGAAGACAAACCCUGACUAUUUUAACUUUGCUAAGAGCAUACUGAGUCUGGAGUACUGCAUAGGCAUCAUCGGAGGGAAGCCCAAACAGGCCUGCUACUUUGUAGGAUUUCAAGAUGACAGCUUGAUUUACAUGGACCCUCAUUACUGUCAGUCUUUUGUGGAUGUCAGCACCAGCGAUUUCCCUCUCCAGUCAUAUCAUUGCCCCUCACCAAAGAAGAUGCCUUUCAGCAAGAUGGACCCAAGCUGCACCAUAGGUUUCUACUCGAGGAGUGUUCAAGACUAUGAGAGAAUCAGACACGAGCUGUCCAAGGUGCUGCAGCCGUCAGCGAAGGAGAAAUACCCCGCGUUCACUUUUGUACAAGGUCACGGCAGAGAUUACGACCUGUCGGCCAGCCUGACCCCGGAGAAGAGAGAAUGGCCCUUCAUCCGUGACCCGCGGAGGACGGUCACCACCACCGGGGACUUUGUGCUGCUUUGACAGCGCCGUUUAAAAGACUACUGCCGGGAAACUUCUUCUUUUAAUGAAUCAAAUUUCUUCAUGUCUAAAGCCUUGUAUCUGAGCCUGUUGUGACACUGAAGGUUAUAGAACUUUUUCUUUAUUUUUUAAACUACAGUAAUUCAGUUUAUACAUCCUGGAAACUUUGAAGAAGCAAUUUUGUCACAACUGUUAUUAACUGUUAUUUGUUGCCUAGCAAUGUGAGCUUGCUAAACAUUUUGUCAGGAAGCAUUGGGACGUUGUUUUCGUUGCCCUGCUUCAUUUAAUGACCUAAAAAGUUUGAUAUGCCCACCCAGAGAAGAGAAACACUACUCAUUUUUCAGCAUUAUUUCUAAUUUUAUAGACUUGAGGCAAGCAACUAGAUCAACAAACAAGAUUAAAGGAGUUUCGGUGUAGCUUACAUGAAGGGAUUUGCUUAGGUCCAGUUCAGCACUCUGACUUUGACGUGCUUUCAAGGCCAACAAUGUCAUGUGGCUAAAAUCAGUGUUGGCCCACUUUACAAUAUUUAGUUUCUAAAAUGUGGACAGCACUGUGCAAAUGAGUAUUGUAAAAGCCUUAAUUAUUACGGGCCAAUGGCUCUGUGAAGACAGAGCCAAGAAACUUUGUCCAAACUUCUCUGCCAAAAAUAUUAUCCACAACAGGAGCAUAUGGGACGCACACUUUGAAGGACACUUUCUUCAUAAUUCUGCCAACAUUUCAUUUUAUUUAUUCACACUAGAGCUCAUUUCUUUCCCCGAGCAAUAAUAUAUGAUGGUGUUGUGUGAUUAUAUGAUUGUUUGCCUGCCUUCGCGCGGGUUUUGAGCGGUAUUAAUCUUGACUGAGUUAUGCAUCACAGCGUCAGUGACCAGUGGUGACAGGAGAGUUUGUCAAAGGGAUAAUGUCAUGUGCUACAUCUCAGUAGACACUAUCUGUUAUAAAUGACCCUUUACAAUAGAAUUCUUUAGAUGUGAAAGGAUUUGCUGGAUGACGCAUUUAAAACAGUGUCAGGUAGAUGGUACAGCAGCAAUCUAGGACACAUGAAGUUAUCAUAGAGACAUGCUAUAUUAACCCCCAAAUCAAUAUUAUUAUUUGUACAAGCUGUGGCCAAUUAUUUCAAAGCAUUUUUUAAAUAAUUUCUUCAUAGAAAAGACAUUUUCUAACAUUUCAGGUUAUACUUUAUUACUGUAUUUGAUUUUUUUCUUCUUUUUUUUCGCUAUUCUAGUCUCUAGCAGUGAGUAACUAAAUGAUCUAUUGCUGUUCUUACGAAACACUUCUACAAUAACUACACCUAAACAAACUACAAGUGUACAGGAAUACACGUUAGGCAAGAAAACUUGACCAUGCACUUUGAUUUAUCACUUCAGAAACUCUGACGUAUACAGAUUCUUUUUUUUUUAUGUUUUCUGCAUGUCUGUUUGCAUAAAUGAACUCACAAAAUGUACCUUUUAAAAUGUUUUUAACACUGCCAGGCAAAAAAAAAAAAAGUUGAAUAAAGUCAAAAUAUUUGAUU